UGGUCAUAGCAGCAGGUAGAGGAUAUAAACAUAGCGGGAGCCUUAGCCCCAACUUCAUUUUAUGCUGCUGUUUGCCCCUCCCCCAGCAUUUUGAUAGUUUACCAUGUCUUGGUGGAGAAAAGAGAAGGAGGAGCAGGAGAUGGCAGAGGAGGAGGCCAAAGAACUGGAAGUGGCAGAAGAGGACACAGAGGAAGAGAACAUAGUCUCCUACUCCCCCCUUUCUCCUCAGACGUCAAGCACAGAGCAGGUCCAAGAGCUGAACAAAGCAGAGGAGAACUGGUUCUGGGGCUGGCUCUCGCCGUUCUCCCUCUUCUCCGGGUUGCCCACGCUGGCAGACAGGUACCGGCCCCCAGGCAACACGUGCUCUGAGUGCGAGAUCCUGUUCUGCAGAAAGUGUGAGGGGCUGCAUUACAACCCGGGGUUCAUAGAGCACUGCAUCCUGGGCCAUGGCAGGGAGGAGCCAGAGGGCUCGGGCCUCAUCAGCCCCAUUCUGAGCGCAGAUUCCAUCAACCUGGCUGUCGCUCCAGGGGGAACAGAAGAUGAAGAAAUAAAGAGAAAAUGA
Chrysemys picta bellii (western painted turtle) is the source of this 562-nucleotide messenger RNA. NCBI's taxonomy places the organism in Eukaryota, Metazoa, Chordata, Testudines, Emydidae. The record is from RefSeq and is a predicted model, not a curated record.